AAAUUACUAUACAAAACAACCAGAAAAAAAAUAAUCCAAAACCAAACCUCCCCCAAAUUUUUAUUUUUAGGGUUUCAAGCCGACCCGCCAAAUCCUCUCCUACUUGUUUUUGUUUUUGUUUUGUUUUUUCCCAAUCUUUCCUUGAGCGACGGCAUUUUUUUAUGAUCCGCAUUAUUGAUUCGGAUCCUAACAAUGGCGUCGUCGUCGCCGCCGCCGCCUCCGCCUGCUUCCGUCACCAGAUCGGAGCCUCCUAAAGUCUCACCGGCGAUGGAGUCUGAUGAAGAGACAGCUUUAACAAGCAAAAUGGUUUUAUCAGUUAUUGAAUCAUUAAAGAAGCAAGUUGCAGCUGACCGAUGUUUUUAUGUUAUGAAAAGGAUGGAAGACAACAAACAGAAGUUGGUUGGUGUUACGAACCACCUCUAUAAGCUGUCAAAGGAAAGGAAGAACAGUUGGAUUAGUGAUACUGACAAUAGUGUAGAUUUAUUUACAAAGAGGCAAAAGGAUGCACUCAGUAUGCAUGGUGGUAUUGAUUCAAUUAAUGUAGAUAAAGAUAGUCGUGGCUCUGAAGAAGAUGUUAAUACUUCUACUGCAGUUCUUUUGGGAUCCAGUAUCCCAGUAAAGAAUGCAGUACGGCCAAUUAAGCUACCUGAAGUGAAGAGGUUACCCCCUUACACAUCAUGGAUUUUUUUGGACAGAAAUCAAAGAAUGACAGAGGACCAAUCGGUGCUUGGUCGAAGGAGAAUUUAUUAUGACCAAAAUGGGGGUGAAGCACUAAUCUGCAGUGACAGUGAAGAGGAAAUAAUUGAUGAAGAAGAGGAGAAGCGAGAUUUUUUAGAAUCUGAAGAUUAUAUUCUACGGAUGACUAUAAAAGAAGCUGGAUUGUCCGAUCCAGUUGUGGAAUCACUAGCAGAGUGUUUUUCUAGAAGUUCUAGUGAAGUCAAGGCAAGAUUUGAGGUUCUUAAGAAGGAAGAGAAGGCCGUGGAGGAUUCUAAGAAUAAAGAUAAUGAAGCACAAACACUGAAUUCUUUUCUUGAUAAAGAUCUUGAAGUUGCUUUGGAUUCUUUUGACAACCUAUUUUGUCGCCGAUGUCUUGUAUUUGAUUGUAGAUUACAUGGAUGUUCACAGGAUCUUAUCUUCCCUGCUGAGAAACAAUCUCCAUGGAGCUAUCCAGAUGAUAACAUAACAUGUGGUCCACAGUGCUACAAAUCGGUUUUGAAAUCAGAGAGAAUUUCUUCAGGGAUUUCUCCUGAGCGUGGGUUUAUUGAAGAAAAUUCUGUUUGUCAAUCAGAUGGUGCUGGGGUGCCUAUAACAUCAAGAAAGAAAUCUUCUGCUCCAUCUGCCAACCGGAGGGUGAAGUCCUGCCAAAGUGAAAGUGCUUCGUCAAAUGCAAAAAACAUUUCAGAGAGCAGUGACUCAGAGAUUGGACCUCGGCAAGACACCUCUCCCACUAGUCAGUUGUCACCUUCCAAGAUUAAGCUUGUUGGGAAAAGUGGGACUUGUAAAAGGAACAGCAAGCGAGUGGCUGAACGUGUUCUAAGUUGCAUGCGGAAAAAGCAGAAGAAAAUGGUGGUUUCUGAUACUGAUUCUGUUGCUAGUGGAGGCCUUCUGUCAAGUGAUAUGAAACUUAGGUCCACUUCACACAAAGGAAAGGAAGAUGCAAGCUCUUCUUCCCAUAAGAAUUUGAAAUCUCCCACCACUGCAAGGUCUAGGAGAAAGAGUGAGUUUCAUGAUGGUCCAUCAAGUGAGAUGGUCAUGGAUCAACUUGUGCCUAGCAGUGAUGACACCUUUAGGAAAGAAGAGUUCAUGGACAAAAACACAUGUAAAAAAGAGUUAAGUGAUAACAGAUCUUGGAAAGCUAUUGAAAAAAGCCUAUUUGAGAAAGGUGUUGAGAUUUUUGGCGGGAACAGUUGCUUAAUUGCUAGGAACCUCUUAAAUGGCUUAAAGACGUGUUGGGAGGUUUUUCAAUAUAUAACUCGCUCUGAGAAUAGGCUAGCCUGUGAGGCAGGUGAUGCUGGAACUCUUGGUGAAGGCUACUCCAAGUUUGACUGCAGCGGAACAGUGGGUAAGAAUGAAGCAAGAAGGAGAUCAAGAUUUCUAAGGAGAAGAGGUAGAGUUCGCCGCUUGAAGUACUCUUGGAAAUCUACUGCGUACCAUUCUAUUAGGAAGCGGAUAACUGAAAGAAAAGAUCAACCCUGCCGUCAGUAUAAUCCAUGUAGUUGCCAAGCUGCUUGUGGAAAGCAGUGCACAUGUCUGCUAAAUGGCACCUGUUGUGAGAAGUAUUGCGGAUGUCCUAAGAGUUGCAAGAACCGAUUUAGAGGCUGUCAUUGCGCUAAAAGUCAAUGUCGAAGUCGACAAUGUCCAUGCUUUGCUGCAGACAGGGAAUGUGAUCCAGAUGUCUGUAGGAAUUGCUGGGUCAGUUGUGGUGAUGGUACUCUUGGUAUCCCCAGCCAAAGGGGUGAUAAUUAUGAAUGCAGAAAUAUGAAGCUUCUUCUCAAACAACAACAAAGGGUUUUACUCGGAAGAUCUGAUGUCUCAGGCUGGGGUGCUUUCUUGAAGAGUAGUGUCGGCAAGCAUGAGUACCUGGGUGAGUACACUGGUGAGCUGAUUUCACAUAGGGAAGCAGAUAAGCGUGGGAAGAUAUAUGACCGUGAAAAUUCAUCAUUUCUCUUCAAUCUCAAUGAUCAGUUUGUUCUUGAUGCAUACCGUAAGGGUGACAAACUCAAGUUUGCCAACCACUCUCCAGAACCAAAUUGCUAUGCAAAGGUCAUAAUGGUUGCAGGGGAUCACCGAGUGGGCAUAUUCGCCAAAGAAAGGAUUAAUGCAGGGGAGGAACUUUUCUAUGAUUAUCGUUAUGAGCCAGACAGAGCCCCUGCUUGGGCUAGGAAGCCUGAAGCGUCUGGAUCAAAGAAAGAAGAUGGCGGUCAUUCAAGUGGCCGUGCCAAGAAGCUUGCUUAAUUUGAGCAUCUACUUACAUCCUCCAUUCAAAAUUUUUUGUCAAUUCUUUUACAAUUACAAGCAUCAUUCUCACUUAUCGUAGGGGAUAGGUUCAUGAUCAGUCAUUUUGUUAUCGGAGAGGCCAUUGUCAUCUCCGCCAUAACUUUAACUGACUUGUAUUCCAAUUUAGACUGAAACUAGUUGUUAACUCACCUGUACUACGAUGAUGUGGGUUGGAGCAAGAACAAACUGCAAGAAACAAAUCUUACGGUAUAUAGAUAUUGCUAAAGUGUUUCUAGUAGCAAGAAAA
Messenger RNA from Populus euphratica (Euphrates poplar), 3244 nucleotides. RefSeq names its product histone-lysine N-methyltransferase CLF-like. Gene Ontology annotation, cellular component: nucleus; PcG protein complex. NCBI's taxonomy places the organism in Eukaryota, Viridiplantae, Streptophyta, Magnoliopsida, Malpighiales, Salicaceae. Gene Ontology annotation, molecular function: protein binding; histone H3K27 methyltransferase activity; chromatin binding. Bases 193 to 2955 code for a protein of 920 amino acids. The transcript has 17 exons. The record is from RefSeq and is a predicted model, not a curated record. Gene Ontology annotation, biological process: heterochromatin formation.